Molecule: messenger RNA, 1382 nt
Organism: Hemibagrus wyckioides
Lineage: Eukaryota; Metazoa; Chordata; Actinopteri; Siluriformes; Bagridae
Gene: epdr1
Product: ependymin related 1
Exons: 3
Coding region: 140-766 (208 amino acids)
Biological process (GO): cell-matrix adhesion
Cellular component (GO): extracellular region; lysosome
Molecular function (GO): calcium ion binding
Source: RefSeq, a predicted model, not a curated record
UCGGGUGUGCGCGCCUGCUGUCGGUCUUGGGCCAUUAAACCGCUCGAGCCUCCGCUGCACCUGCGCAGACGCUGUCUGACCCCCGCAGUAGUGUAAAAUAUCGGUUAUUCUUUUGCUAGAUUGCGUUGUAUUACCGAAAAUGCAGACUAGUUUAGUGUAUCUGUUUGUAGUGUGCGUGUUGGCGGUAGAGGCAAGCUCGCUGGGUCGCCCGGAGGAACCGUGUGUCGCCCCGCUUCAGUGGGAGGGCCGGACCGUCCAGUAUGACCACAGCACCGGGAGAAACACACGCGCCGCUGUGGCGUACGACGCACUAAACCAACGCAUACGAGUGUUAGAGCAGAAAACAGGACACACGCCUUGCAAGAAGUUCUUUGAAUACAUCUACUUGUAUAAGGGUGGUGUGUAUUUCCAGAUUGAACAAAUCACCAAAGCAUGUGCUAAGCUUAAUUUGACUGAGGCCUGGGAUCCAUAUGACAUCCCAAUGAACUCCACAUAUGAGGAUCAGUAUUUCAUUGGUGGGCCGGGAGACAUGAUUGAGGUUCAAGAGUGGUCUGACCGAAAGCAUGCUCGCAAAGAUGAGACCUGGGUGGGAGUUUACACCUUGAAAGACUGCUACCCUGUGCAUGAGACAUACACCAAGAACAGCAGCGUGACCACCACCACUCGCUUUUUUGACCUGGAACUAGGCAUCAGUGACCCUGAAGUGUUCACGCCACCCAGCUCCUGCAUGUCGGCUCUGCCUGAACGUAUGACCUCUGACUGCUGAGCCUUUUAUUCUUAAUCAAUGCAGUCUGCUCAGAUGGAGGAUUGGCAAAUAGUAGGUUUUCUAGGUGGAUAACUGCUUGUUGAACUAAUAUGUCACUGAGACAGAAUGAAGUGUAGGUUUAUCUACGAGGAAAGCACAGAAGUAUCUUUAUGCACCAAGGACCUCAUAUUCAAAGAUUGAAUAAGUGGGUAUAUAUAUCGUUUUAGUUCUCCAACAUUUAUUUACAUUUAUUAAUGUGCACAAAAUAAAUUGUGCCCCAGAUUUUAACAGGAAUACAUUCUAAACCAAAUGCAGUGCAUGUGUAGGCAACCAUAUUUUACUUCAACGUAACCCAAGCUGAUUUCCGCAUUCAGUCCCCACAUCUAACAGCUAACAGUAAAAAAAAAAAGAAGGAAUCAUGCACAUUAACUGUAACACAUCUAAUGUGAAUAGCUCUUUGAAAUAUAUAUCUUUUUUUGGCUAUUUGUUCAUCUGACUGAAACCCAUUACUGACUUGCUUUGAUUCAUGUAACUUAUGUUACAUAUGUAAUAUGGCUGCUUUAAUUUAUUCAAAUAAUUUAUGCUAUGAAUCCAUGACCCAAGACAAUAAUAAUAAAAUGUUACUAGAAGAAUUAUA